This is a messenger RNA of Protobothrops mucrosquamatus (brown spotted pit viper), 1293 nucleotides long. RefSeq names its product cysteine dioxygenase type 1 (gene CDO1). Bases 149 to 763 code for a protein of 204 amino acids. Gene Ontology annotation, molecular function: cysteine dioxygenase activity; ferrous iron binding. Gene Ontology annotation, biological process: L-cysteine catabolic process. The transcript is spliced from 5 exons. Lineage: Eukaryota; Metazoa; Chordata; Lepidosauria; Squamata; Viperidae. The record is from RefSeq and is a predicted model, not a curated record.
CUCCUCUGAGCGCCAGAAGAGAAGACAGGCGAGCGAAGCCGGCGGCUUCAGUGCGAGCGUCGCUUUCGCGGUGAGGUGCGCCCCGGGUAGCUUUCGUCGUCCAUCGAGCGGGAAGGCUUUCCGUGCAACGGAGCGGCGACCGAGAAUUAUGGAGUACUCGAUGCAGGGAGAAGUGUGGAAAGUGCAGACCUUGAAGGAGCUGGUCGAGAUCCUGCAUCACUUGUUUGCGAGCGAUAAAGUCAAUGUGGCAGAAGUGCAAACUGUAAUGGAAUCUUACGAGAGCAACCCGGACGAGUGGACCAAAUAUGCCCAGUUUGACCAAUUCAGAUACACAAGAAAUCUUGUAGAUAAAGGAAAUGGAAAAUUCAAUCUGAUGAUCUUAUGCUGGGGAGAAGGCCAUGGCAGUAGUAUCCAUGAUCACACAGAUUCACACUGUUUUAUGAAGCUACUUCAAGGAAACCUAAAGGAAACUUUGUUUGAGUGGCCUGGCAAAAAGGGGACUGGAGAGAUGCUAAAAAAAUCAGAAAGAGUGUUAAAGAGAAAUCAGUGUGCCUAUAUUAAUGACUCCAUUGGUUUGCAUCGUGUGGAGAACCCAAGCCAUACCGAAACAGCUGUCAGUCUCCACUUGUACAGUCCACCUUUUGAAAUCUGCCAGACCUUUGAUCAAAGAACUGGACACAAGCAAAAAGUUAAAAUGACGUUCUAUAGUCAGUUUGGAGAAAGGACUCCAUAUACUUCAGCAAUUUCUCAAGAGAACAACUGAGAAGCACAAAACGUAUCGACAUAUAUUCUUUUAUUUUGUUAGAAAUUGUUGGAGCAAGAGUAGAAGAAUUAUGUGGCUAAUGCCAGUAUCAAGCUGUAUCUUUAUGCAGGACUACAUAGCUGUCCUAUAUGAAAAGCAGCUUUUUAGCUAUGGUUUCUUUCUCUCUUUCUCUCUCUCAUACGUAAAUACUAAAGUGCAGAAUAUAGAAGAUUCUUGCAGACAACCAACAAAUAUAAGAGCAUGGGGGGGGGAGCAGAAUGCCUCUGAUUAAUUCUAAGACUGUGCACACAAACAUUGUACUUAGCAGACCUUCAGAAUGAAUGUACACUACUUACACUAAUUUUAUAACUUGUCAAACUCCACUCCGUGUUCACAUUAAUUCCUAUCCAGUGUAUACUUUAUGUUGAAAGAGAAUUCUUUUUAUCAUGGAUGUAAUAAUUUGUUGGAAUUUUAAUUGUGCAUUUUAAAAUCUAACGUGGAAUUACUAUCUUUUUUAGUAGGAGCAAUAAAGCAUAUCCUGUACAAUGUUU